AUGGAUGCACUGUCGUCGCCACCGUUCAACACGGCCAUGCAAGCGCUGCAGAAGCUGAAGCAUCCGGUAAAAGGUGCUACACCGUUUAGCCAAAUGGACAGCUUCAGGCCCUGUGGUCACCAUGUGCGUGCCAUGCUGAUGGCUCUCUCAGGCACGUUGGCCGCCGGUAUGGCUCUCGGCAACGCCUCGGCCGCCAUGCCCUCCAUCGAGCGCCGCUUCUGGCGCGACGCACCGUCCAGCCCACCCGAAAAUCGCUGGAUCCCCGACAGCCUCUUCCUGGGUGCCACCGUUGGCGCUCUUGUCUCCGGAAUUCUGCUGCACCUUGCGGGCCACCGAAGGACCCUGCUGCUGAGUUCGGGUGGCCUAACUAGCUUCUGGGUGUCCUUGAUGCUGGCGAACAGGGUCAGCAUGAUAGUCGUCAGCCGUGUGGCCAUCGGCAUUUGCGUGGGCGUCAUGACCAACUGCGUCUGCCUUUACGUCACUGACGUCGCUCCUCCAGCCAAGAGAACACUCUACGGAGGCCUCGUUGAGGUGUCGACAAGUGUGGGCAUGCUGUGUGCGUACGCCAUGGCUGGCUUCGCAUGGCAGCAACAGGCGGUCAGUUGCGCGAUGGCCUCGGUUCCCAUGCUGGCUUUGCAGCGCUAUGUGAUCGAGAAUCCGCGGUGGCUGAUGUCCAAGCACCUUUCACUGGACGCCGACACGUCCGUGAUGCGCCUGUACGGUCUCGAUCCUCCACCCGACUUCCGCGAGAGGAAGAAAAAAGGAGCCCAGGAGCAUAAGCCAGCCUCUACUUCCAGCCGCCUGUGGCCCAGUGACGUAAGGUAG
Rhipicephalus microplus (southern cattle tick) is the source of this 825-nucleotide messenger RNA. RefSeq names its product facilitated trehalose transporter Tret1-like. Gene Ontology annotation, biological process: transmembrane transport. Gene Ontology annotation, cellular component: membrane. The record is from RefSeq and is a predicted model, not a curated record. Gene Ontology annotation, molecular function: transmembrane transporter activity. Lineage: Eukaryota; Metazoa; Arthropoda; Arachnida; Ixodida; Ixodidae.